AUGCGCUUCUCCUCUCUGUUGGCGUCAGCCAGCCUGGCUUUCGUGGUCACUGCCCACCCCGGACCCCAUGCUACACCCUCCGAUGCUGAAAUGGCUCACAAGGCCAAACUCUCCGGCCGUUGUGCGCAGCAUGUCGCUCGUUUCAACGAAAAGCGUUGGAAAAGAGACCUCGGGCAUAUUGGAAACACGACUGUCCAGAUCCAAACGCAAGCCCCCGUUUACGAGGCUCUGCAAAACGACACCUGUGUCCUCACCCCUGAGGUCACUGCAGGUCCAUACUACUGGCCGCGGUCUCAGACCCUUCGGCAGGAUAUGACAGAGGAUCAGGUGGGAGUGCCCCUGUGGCUGGACAUUGGAGUCAUGGAUAUGGCCACCUGUAGCCCUUUAGAGGGCGUGAUGGUCGAUUUUUGGCACUGCAAUGCAACGGGAAGCUACUCUAGCUUCACUAAGCUGUCUCCUAAUAUCAAGUUUCCCAAACUCCUUGCUGAGGAGGGCAAGAACAUCUCGGACUUUGUUGUCGGCAGCACGGACAUUCAUACCGACUCCGAAACUUGGCUUCGGGGCAUGUGGCCAACCGAUGAGCACGGAAUGAUGCAGAUGAAGACUAUAUUCCCGGGUUUCUACAUUGAGAGAGCUAUCCAUAUCCAUGUCCAAGUGCACACCGACUGGACCACCCGCGAAAACGGAACUUUGGUCUUCGAGAAUACAGUUAGCACCGGACAACUGUACUUCGAUGAAGAGCUGGAAGAAAAGAUCAUGGCAAUGGAGCCUUACUCCUCCCAUACUCAGAUUAAACGCACCCGCAAUGCUGUGGACAUGGAGUUUUCGAAAGGUACUAAGAAUUUUUACAACCCAGUUGUCUCGGUCGUGCCUCUCGAUGAGAACAAUCUUUCGAAAGGCUUGGUUGGGUACAUCACAAUUGGGGUGGAUACUUCGGCCAUUGAGGAUGAGCAUUGGUCUGCAUCAUGA
This is a messenger RNA of Penicillium atrosanguineum, 969 nucleotides long. Its product is annotated as intradiol ring-cleavage dioxygenase. The coding region runs from base 1 to 969 and encodes 322 amino acids. Lineage: Eukaryota; Fungi; Ascomycota; Eurotiomycetes; Eurotiales; Aspergillaceae. Gene Ontology annotation, molecular function: oxidoreductase activity, acting on single donors with incorporation of molecular oxygen, incorporation of two atoms of oxygen; ferric iron binding. The record is from RefSeq and is a predicted model, not a curated record. The transcript has 2 exons.